Phyllostomus hastatus (greater spear-nosed bat) is the source of this 8817-nucleotide messenger RNA. RefSeq names its product DNA polymerase theta (gene POLQ). Lineage: Eukaryota; Metazoa; Chordata; Mammalia; Chiroptera; Phyllostomidae. The record is from RefSeq and is a predicted model, not a curated record. Gene Ontology annotation, molecular function: DNA binding; ATP binding; DNA-directed DNA polymerase activity. Gene Ontology annotation, biological process: DNA-templated DNA replication; double-strand break repair via alternative nonhomologous end joining. The coding region runs from base 109 to 7929 and encodes 2606 amino acids. The transcript is spliced from 31 exons.
AGGCCUUGGCGGGAAGAUGACGGCCACACCUGCCCCAGCGCCGGGUUUCUCCCAAACGGGAGGACGCUGGAACUGUGGCUGUCCCUGAACAGCCGAGAAGAGUUCGCGAUGAAUCUUUCGCGCUGGAGAGGGAAACGGCGGCGUUCAACAUCAGGCUCGGAUUCCUUCUUGGGAAGCAGCGGUGACAGCAGUGACAGCAGUGACAGCUGUGACAGCCGUGACAGCCACCUGCGCCCCUCCGAGCCUGUGCUGAGCCCGCCCCCCGGCCUAGGACGCAGCUUGAGGGACGGCAGCCGCAGUCCAGCAGGGGAAUGCAAGCAAACCGAUCCCAACGAUCAAACAGACAAGCUGCUAUUGGCAAAUUGGGGACUUCCUACAGUGGUUCUGGAGACAUAUCACAGUUUUGGUGUAAGAAAGAUGUUUAAAUGGCAAGCAGAAUGUCUUUUGCUUGGACAAGUCCUGGAAGGAAAGAAUUUAGUUUAUUCAGCUCCUACAAGUGCCGGAAAGACUCUUGUUGCUGAAUUACUUAUUUUGAAGCGUGUUUUGGAAAUGCGGAAGAAAGCUUUGUUUAUUCUGCCCUUUGUCUCUGUGGCUAAAGAGAAGAAAUACUAUCUCCAGAGUCUGUUCCAGGAAGUAGGAAUAAAAGUAGAUGGUUAUAUGGGCAGUACCUCUCCAAAAUGGCGUUUCAAUUCCUUGGAUGUUGCUGUCUGCACAAUUGAGAGAGCCAAUGGUCUGAUCAAUCGUCUCAUAGAAGAAAAUAAGAUGGAUCUGUUAGGAAUUGUGGUUGUGGAUGAACUGCACAUGCUGGGAGACUCUCACCGAGGGUAUCUGCUGGAACUCUUGCUGACCAAGAUUUGUUACAUUACUCAGAAGUCAGUAUCUUGCCAAGCCAAUUUAGCCAGUCCUCCACCGUACGCCAUGCAGAUUGUAGGCAUGAGUGCUACUCUUCCUAAUUUGGAGCUUGUGGCUUCCUGGUUGAAUGCUGAGCUCUAUCACACUGACUUCCGUCCUGUCCCAUUGUUGGAGUCAGUAAAGCUUGGAAAUUCCAUAUAUGACUCUUCAAUGAAGCUUGUGAGGGAAUUUCAGCCCAUGCUCCAGGUGAAGGGAGAUGAAGACCAUGUUGUUAGUUUAUGCUAUGAGACUGUUCGUGAUAACCAUUCAGUAUUAAUUUUUUGUCCAUCAAAGAAAUGGUGUGAGAAGCUGGCUGAUACUAUUGCCCAUGAGUUUUACAAUCUACAGCAUCAAGCUGAGGGACUGGAAAGGUCAUCUGAACUCUCAUCCGUGACGCUGGAACAAAAGGGCCUCCUAGAAGUGAUUGAUCAGCUAAAACAUUCGCCUUCAGGACUGGACUCUGUAUUAAAAAAAACUGUACCAUGGGGAGUAGCAUUUCAUCAUGCAGGUCUCACUUUUGAAGAGAGGGAUAUCAUUGAAAGAGCCUUCCGUCAAGGUCAGAUUCGGGUCUUGACAGCAACUUCUACUCUCUCAUCUGGGGUGAAUUUACCUGCACGUCGUGUAAUUAUUCGGACUCCUGUUUUCAGUGGUCGACCUCUAGAUAUUCUUACAUACAAGCAGAUGGUUGGUCGUGCUGGUAGGAAAGGAGUGGACACAGUAGGUGAGAGUAUCUUGAUUUGUAAGAACUCUGAGAAAUCAAAAGGCAUAGCUUUACUUCAGGGAUCUCUAAAACCUGUUCGCAGCUGUCUUCGAAGACAAGAAGGAGAAGAAGUAACUGUGAGCAUGAUAAGAGCUAUUCUGGAGAUAAUAGUUGGUGGAGUGGCAAGUACAUCACAAGAUAUGCAGACUUAUGCUUCUUGCACAUUUUUGGCUGCAAGUAUGAAAGAAGGGAAACAGGGAAUUCAGAAAAAUCAAGAUCCUGUUCAACUAGGAGCAAUCGAAGACUGUGUAAUGUGGCUGCUAGAAAAUGAAUUCAUCCAGACUACUGAAGCUAGUGAUGGAACAGAAGGAAAGGUGUAUCAUCCAACACAUCUUGGUUCGGCAGCUCUUUCUUCCUCACUUUCUCCAACUGAUACUUUAGAUAUUUUUGCUGACCUCCAAAGAGCAAUGAAGGGCUUUGUUUUAGAGAAUGAUCUGCAUAUUGUCUAUCUGGUUACACCUAUGUUUGAGGAUUGGACUACCAUUGAUUGGUAUCGAUUCUUCUGUUUAUGGGAGAAAUUGCCAACCUCUAUGAAACGGGUGGCAGAGCUAGUGGGAGUUGAAGAAGGGUUCUUGGCUCGCUGUGUGAAGGGAAAAGUAGAAGCGAGAACUGAGAGACAACACCGACAAAUGGCCAUCCAUAAAAGGUUUUUUACCAGUCUUGUGUUAUUAGAUUUAAUUAGUGAAGUUCCCUUAAAGGAAAUUAAUCAGAAAUUUGGAUGCAGUCGUGGGCAGAUUCAAUCUUUACAACAGUCAGCUGCUGUUUAUGCAGGGAUGAUUACAGUAUUUUCCAACCGCCUGGGCUGGCACAACAUGGAACUACUACUUUCCCAAUUUCAGAAGCGUCUUACAUUUGGCAUCCAGAGGGAGCUGUGUGACCUUGUUCGGGUGUCCUUGCUUAAUGCCCAGCGAGCCAGAUCCCUCUAUACUUCUGGCUUUCUUACUGUGGCAGAUCUUGCCAGAGCAAAUGUUGCUGAAGUGGAGGCUGUUCUGAAAAAUGCUGUGCCUUUUAAAAGUGCCCGAAAGGCAGUGGAUGAGGAAGAAGAAGCAGCUGAAGAGCGUCGGAAUAUGCGAACUAUUUGGGUGACUGGCAGAAGAGGUUUAACUGAAAGGGAAGCAGCAGCCCUUAUAGUGGAAGAAGCCAAAAUAAUUCUAAAGCAGGACUUAGUUGAAAUGGGAGUGAAGUGGAAUCCACAUCCUCAUUUAGAUUCUGAUACACACUCAUUGACCAGCAGUGAAUCAGAAGUAAAGGAGCAUAAAUUUAUACAUCAAACUAAGGGUUCUUGUGAAAGAUUAGCAUCAAAGAAAAAAAGUAACACAAUAUUGAGUGAUUCUUCUGUUAAGGAUUCACCAAAUAAAAUGCAAGAUUUAGGUAAAAGCAGAGAAGAUACAAAUUCCUUUUAUUAUCAGUUUCAGGAUGGGAAUCAAGAAUGUCAAAUACAUUCAAUUUCCAGAGCAAGAGAAUUGGCUUAUUUGAAUAUAAGUAAAGGGAAGCUAGAAACCUCUUUGAAUGAAGGAAAAACAAGAACUAAGAAAGUUUUUCAGACUAUCUUAUCUGAGAAAACAAAAAAAGAAGCUGUGAAUUUCAGUUCAGAAAAGAUGAGUACAGGCUUUCAAUCUUGGAAAUACAGAAAGCAUCUAAAACAAUCCAGAGACAGUAGCCCUAUGAAAGACGCUGAGAUGUGUAAAACUGAUUUACAAAAACAGACUAAGUCUGAUCAUGUUUGUGAAGAUUCAUUUACCUCAGAUGAUAAGAAUAUGGAAUUUAGAAAUCCAGGACCAUUUGCUAAAAAUACAUCUUUUUGUGCUGAAGGAAAGCAUAGCAAAGCAUCAUUCCCAUCACAAACAGAACAAAGUUGUUCAAGGAGAAAAACAAUAACUAAUGGUAUUCUUGUAGAACAUAUUAUCACAAGAUCCCAGAGUAAAAAAGGGACUUGUGAAGCCACCAGUGUGGUUAGUGAAAAUGGAAGAGGAUUAGCUGUUACUGAGUCAGAAAAAAUAGACCAAGUGCUGAUACAAUGUGAUUCAAAAAGCCAGAAUGUUUAUGUUAAACACCAUGAUGUCCAUCCAGUUAACCAGUGCCCAGAGAAGCAGUCUGAUAAACAGACAACUAACUAUACCAAACAGAAACGAAUAAUAGAGACACAAAUGCCUUGUGAUACAGUCAGUCGUUAUAUGAAUACAGACUCAAAUGCUAUUAUCAAAUGUAAUAGUGUAAAGUUGAAUGCUGAGGAAAAGAAGUCAAAUAAUCUUCAGGUAUCUGGAGAUAAUAUAAGCAACACUGAGAUACCUAGUGGAGUACCUCUACCAGCUGGAACAUUUGGUGAAUCUGGAGGCCAGCAGGAGAAUGUUCUAAAUGCCUCUAGAAUACAAGAAAAAACAGAUGCUUAUGCAGCAAACAAAUCUAAAAAUAAUUGUGCUUCUGAUUUACAGUUAGUUCCUUCUGAUUUUGAAGACAGUUUCUACCUGGGUACUCAGUCCGAGAUAGUUAUACAACAAAUGGCAACUGAAGAUGUCAAACAAGGAACAAAGGACACCAGCCUGGCAACAGAGAUGAUGCAGAAGAGUCUAGACAAACAAGGCUCGAGCUCUUUUCAGAAUGAGAUUCACAUUACCUUUCCCAGCGAACAACAUUCUCCAGGAGUGAUAAAUAUAGAUCAUUUGGAACCAAAGGCCGUAGAUACUAUGAAACAAAACCCUGGUUCACAUGCGGUUGAUAUCCUGACUCCGGAAAGCCCACUUUUCCAUUCUCCAAUAUUAUUGAGGGAAAAUGGCCCUUGCUUUAAAGGGAAUGAAUUUUCUGUUACCGACUCCCAAUUAAAUAGUUUUCUUGAAGGUUAUCAAACACAAGAAGCUAUGAAACCAGUUAUAUCUCUGGUCCCUCAAAAGAGAACUCCCACAGAUAUAAAAGUAGAGUGUCUGCCAGUUCCUGACACAAGUUGGAAUUUGAGUAAUAGUUUACUCUUUGAUAGUUUCAGUGAAGACUACCUAGCAAAAGAACGGCCACCUGAUGUUGGAGCAGAAGAACCCCUUCUUUCUGAAGUAGUGUCAAGCCAUUUCAGUGAUUCUCUGUGUCUACAGCCAGAGGGCCCAAUUAAAUCAAAUAUGUAUGAAAACCAAGAUAAUCAACAACAGUUGACUUGUUUCAGUGAUGAGUCUAUUUUAUUCUCAGAAAUGGACACUGCUCAGAUGGUUGAAGCUUUGGACAAUGUAGAUAUAUUUCCUGUCCAAGAUAAACAUAAUACUAUAGUAUCUUUUAAAGCGUUAGAAUUAAGUGAUCCAGUUGGUAAUGAUUAUUCCCAAGGAGAUGUAACUGGGGGAGAUAAAGAUGAAAAUCCUCAAAAAUCCAAAUUAACUCAGACAGCACAGAAUAAUUCAUUCACAUGGUCUGGAGCAUCAUUUGAUUUAAGUCCAGGACUGCAAGAGCUUUUAGAUAAAGUGUCCAGUCCUCUAGAAAAUGCAAAGCUAAAAUUAACGGCUAUAAGCUUAUCUAGUUUGAAAGGAAAAAAUACAAAAUUAAAUGACAAACAAAAAGUGGUUUCAAAUUUGGAGCCAAAUCAAGUGCAGGGAACUUCAUUCUCUCCUAAUAUUGAAGUAAAAAGCGAGAUCGAGGCACCAGAGAACAAUGCUGUUCAUGGUGAAACCCUAUCCCUCCUGCCUUGUAAAGAAAGUUGUGCAGUUGAUGAUAAUGGACUCAUUCCUCCUACACCGAUUCCAGCAUCUGCUUCUAAGCUGUCAUUUCCAGGUAUUCUUGGAACAUCCUCUGUAAAACUUCAGAAAACUAGUGGUGUUUUACAACUUGGUGAAAGUUAUUCAUUUAGCUCACCAUCAGAUGUUAAAAGCCAUGAUUUAAGUCCAGAGAACAAAAAUAAUGCAAAAGACAAUAGUCCUAUUAGAGACAGAAGUUUUUCACUGCUGUUAUCACAAGAUGGGUCACAGUUAACUCCAACCUCAUGCAGUGCAGAAAGCUUGGCUAUAAUUGAUGUAGCAAGUGACCAAACUGUCUUUCAAACAUUCAUUAAGGAGUUGCGGUGCAAAAAGCGAUUUUCCAUCUCACUGGCUUGUGAAAAGAAGAGUAAUUUAACAUCUUCUAAAAGUGUUACUAUUGGUGGUAGGUUUAAGCAAGUUAGGUCACCUCAGGAAACUCCUAUUAGAAAUGACGGAUUGCCUGUUAAAGGUUGUAAUAAUAUCUUGGUGAUUGGACUGGCUGUGUGCUGGGGUGGAAGAGAAGCCUAUUAUAUUUCAUUGCAGAGGGAACAAAAGGAUUCUGAAAUUGGUGCUAAUUUGGUCCCACCCUCUUUGGAUCCAAAUCUGACUGUGAAGGACAGAAUGUGGCACCUUCAGUCCUGCUUCCCAAAGGAAUCUGAUAAGGAACGUACUGUUAUCAUCUAUGACUUCAUCCAGAGCUAUAAAAUUCUUCUUCUGUCUUGUGGUAUCUCCCUGGAACAAAGUUAUGAAGAUCCUAAGGUGGCAUGCUGGUUAUUAGAUCCAGAUUCUGAGGAGCCAACCCUUCACAGCAUAGUUGCCAGUUUUCUUCCUCACGAGCUUCCACUCCUGGAAGGGAUAGAGAUGGGCCAAGGAAGUCAAAGCCUGGGGCUGAAUGUCAACACUGAGCAUUCUGGACGAUACAGAGCAUCAGUAGAGUCCAUUCUCAUCUUCAACUCUAUGGACCAACUCAAUUCUUUGUUGAAGAAGGAAAACCUUUAUGAUGUUUUAUGCAAAGUGGAAAUGCCCUGUCAGUACUGCUUGGCCUUGCUAGAACUAAAUGGGAUCGGCUUUAGUGCUGCGGAAUGUGAAAGUCAGAAACACGUAAUGCAAGCCACGCUGCACGCCAUCGAGACUCAGGCCUACCAGCUGGCCGGCCGCAGCUUUUCCUUCACCAGUUCGGAUGACAUUGCUGAGGUUUUAUUUUUGGAAUUGAAGUUGCCACCAAAUGGAGAGAUAGAAAACCAAGGCGGCAAGAAAAUUUGGGCUUCUACCAGAAGAGGGAAUGACAAUGGACGCAAGCUAAGGCUGGGAAAACUGUUCAGCACUAGUAAGGAUGUUUUAAAUAAGUUAAAGGCAUUACAUCCUUUACCAGGCUUGAUAUUAGAGUGGAGAAGAAUCACUAACACUAUCACCAAAGUGAUCUUUCCCCUGCAGCGGGAAAGGCAGCUGCAUCUUGUUUUUGGCAUGGAAAGAAUCUACCCUGUAUCACAGUCACACACCGCUACAGGACGAAUAACCUUUACAGAACCAAAUAUUCAGAGUGUGCCAAGAGAUUUUGAGAUCCAAAUGCCAACACUAGUAGGAGAAAGCCCACCUUUGCAAGCCCAAGGCAAAGGCCUACUUCCCACGGGCAGAGAAGGAAAUAAGAGGGGCUGUGGCCUGACCCCUGGGCACCAGGCACAGAUGGAGGAGAGAACCCCAGACAGAGGAGUGCCAUUUUCGGUCAGCAUGCGGCAGGCCUUCGUGCCUUUCCCAGGUCUGGGUGGUAUAAUAUUAGCUGCCGAUUACUCUCAACUUGAACUGAGGAUCUUGGCUCAUUUAUCCCACGAUAAUCGUCUCAUUCAAGUGUUAAACACUGGAGCUGAUGUUUUCAGGAGUGUUGCAGCUGAAUGGAAGAUGAUUGAGCCAGAGUCUGUUGGGGAUGACCUGAGGCAGCAAGCAAAGCAGAUUUGCUAUGGAAUCAUUUAUGGAAUGGGAGCAAAAUCUUUGGGAGAGCAGAUGGGCAUUAAAGAGAAUGAUGCUGCCUGCUACAUCGAGUCCUUCAGAUCCAGAUACACCGGGAUUAAUCAUUUUGUGAAAGAGACAGUGAAAAAUUGUGAAAGAGAUGGGUUUGUUCAGACCAUUUUGGGAAGGCGGAGAUAUUUACCAGGAAUCAAAGACAACAACCCCUAUCAUAAAGCUCAUGCUGAGCGUCAGGCUAUCAACACAACAGUCCAAGGUUCAGCAGCUGAUAUUGUCAAAAUAGCCACAGUUAACAUUCAGAAGCAAUUAGAGACCUUCCCCUCAACCUUCAAAUCCCAUGGUCAUCGGGAAAGUGCACUUCAAAGUGACAGAACAGGAGGAUUGUUACCGGAGAGAAAACUGCCAGGGGUCUUUGGCCCAGUCAGAGGAGGCUUCUUCAUCCUUCAGCUCCACGAUGAACUCUUAUAUGAAGUGGCAGAAGAGGAUGUUGUUCAGGUUGCUCAGAUUGUCAAGAAUGAAAUGGAAAAUGCCAUAAAACUUUCUGUGAAACUAAAAGUGAAAGUGAAAAUAGGUGGUAGCUGGGGAGCACUGAAGGACUUCGAUGUGUAAAUUAUACAGUUGAUUAAGGCCUCCUAAAAGCCUUGUGUGGGAACAAUUACAUGGGAAGAAUAGAGAUUACCCCUUCACCUACUUCACGAAAGCAGAAACCAUGAAGUCUUAACAGAUUUAGCAUAGUAAUUUAUAGUAGGAGUUUCAAAAUGUAUAUGAGAGUUUAUUCUCUGUAGAGUAAAAAAUCUUUUUUGAGGUAAAAGCACCAAGUUUAAUGAUUAUGUUCCCUCUCAAAGAGUAUUUAUGAAAGCCUCUCAUAGCUUACUGUGGCUCUAAACAGGUUCAGCACUCAUCCUUGAAAUAUGCACUUAGCACGUUGGGUCCUCACCUGUCUGGACCGAGCAUGCGAAAAAUGGAACAGUUGCCUCAGAGGUACUUUCAGCCCUGUCCAGGGUCCAACAGGAGCCACCGACGGAUAAGGAUUUUACUUCAUGUACCUCACCAGGGUUAGGCCUUGUGUGUGAUUUUUCACCAAUAUCAAUUUAAGACUACUGAAGUAGUAUUUUUAAAUAGCAUUGGCUAAUAAAUUAUGAAUUCUAUAAAGUGGUAAGUCUUGAUAUGGAUGUAGUCAAGGAAUGGGUUUUCAUGAAAUGCUGUUUCUGCUUCCUUUCCUCUCUCCAAUUCAUGCAAUGAAUGUAUUUACAAUACUUAGGUAUUAUAAAAUAGGCUGCGCCUCUUGAAGAGGUAUCCUGUUCUGUAAGAUAAGGUGUUUGUAUUGCAGUUUAAUAUAAUACUUCCAGAGAAGGAAAACACCCUCUUAUCAGUCCUCUAUGUCUCUUUCUAUGUUUGUAGCAUGGUGAGAAUACUGACCCCCCGAAAAGAUUGCACUUCAAGAAUCCCUGUAUACCUGACCUUUUUACUGUCAAAAUAAAAUGUAUUUAUGAGAAA